Molecule: messenger RNA, 1005 nt
Organism: Truncatella angustata
Lineage: Eukaryota; Fungi; Ascomycota; Sordariomycetes; Amphisphaeriales; Sporocadaceae
Exons: 5
Coding region: 1-1005 (334 amino acids)
Source: RefSeq, a predicted model, not a curated record
AUGGAGCUUGAGUCUCAACGACGUGUAAAUGCUGUCGUUCUCAUGUACAACGUAUCCAGAUCGUCACCUCAGCAAAGAGGCAUCACUCUAACUAUCAUGUACUACCGUACAGACCACUCGGUCAGUUGGGGCCUGGCCGAGUUGCCGGCCGCUAAGAACGGAGACGUGCCCAAGCGCGAGUUUUGUGUAUCUCAUGGGACGACGUUUAUCAGCCGCCUCACGCGGACCCGUCCACUGAAUGACAUUUUGGGAAUGUCCGAUACACCCGAGCCGGUCAAGUUCGCUCUAAGAGAUCGCAUUUUCGGCUGGGAACUCCAUGGUAAAGUUGUCUUCAAGCAGCAGGAUGACACCGCCAACGAAAAGGUAGAAGAGGGCCACGUUAAGACCCAGGUUCAAGGCAAUGCCCUGACCAACGGAGGAGUAUUGGUCAUUACUGGCUCCGAUUAUCCCUUAGCCAUGAAAUUGGCAGCGUCGCCGAAUGCCGGCGGCUUAUUCCAUCCCAUGCCUUAUGGCAACUGGAAGACAGCUUGUGAGCUCAAGGUCUCUAGUGCCAUGAACCUGUAUUCCGUUCUGGCCGAUGUACCGCUUGGCUUUUUCCUGAUGACAAGUUCGGUGUUGGUUGUGCUCGGCACUCCUGCUUACCGCCGCGUACGUGCGGGCUCCUCUACCACAGCCUGCGUUCUCCUAAUGGUGCUACGCAUCGCUGUUGUGGCCGAGAACGUGGACCUUGGAGACAUACUCAAGCCCAAGGGCCGGUACGGCAUUGACGAAGAGCACCUGCUCCAGCCUUUUGGGGCCAGCAUCGCCGCCAAGCGGCUGGAACCUGUCCCGGACCAUGUCGUUAUCGGCCUUGAUCCGGCGCUCUGGCAAAAGGCCGUCCCAGACGGUGCGGCCACUGAUAGCUUCUGGCUCAAGGAUGCGCGCUGCAGCCACGUUGCCUCCUACAUCGAUUCUUCGAGGAACUCUGGCGCUGGAGCAGCACACAGAGCAUCUUGGCAGCCAUGA